Molecule: messenger RNA, 861 nt
Organism: Zea mays
Lineage: Eukaryota; Viridiplantae; Streptophyta; Magnoliopsida; Poales; Poaceae
Product: AIG2-like (avirulence induced gene) family protein
Exons: 2
Coding region: 116-664 (182 amino acids)
Cellular component (GO): cytosol
Molecular function (GO): gamma-glutamylaminecyclotransferase activity
Source: RefSeq, a predicted model, not a curated record
UGGAGAUGCUCUAACUAGAUUUAAGUUGGAUUACAGUUAUUGGAUAUGGAUAUCCAUCCAUUGUCAGGUCUAGUUAAACCAUUUUACACACUCCGCUCUACUCCCGGAAGAGACGAUGGCGGAGGCGACGCCGACGAUGGUGUUCGUCUACGGCACCCUAAAGCGCGGGUUCCCUAACCACUCGCUCCUCGUGGCCUCCGCCACCCCCUUCGUGGGAGCCGCAUCCACGGCCGGGCCAGCCUCCCUCAUCAUCGGCCCCUACUCGGUACCCUUCCUCCUCCCCACUCCCGCCUCCGCCUCCUCCGGUCGUGUCGUCUCGGGCGAGCUCUACGCCCCAUCCCCCGCCGCGCUCGCCGAGCUCGACGCCCUCGAGGGCACCCACAUCGGCGUCUACGAGCGGCGCCCGAUCACCGUCGUGGUCGACGGGUCGGGCGAGGUGGUGCAGGCGGAGGCGUACUUCGCGCACCCGAGCUACGCGGAGGCGCUCUGGCGGCGCUGCGGCGGUGAGGAGGCCGAGAUUGGAGAGUACACCGUGGACCAUGCCGGCGAGUACGUCCCGAAGAGUGAGCGCCUUGCCGACGCUGCUGGGCUUAUUGACGCCAUCCAUAGGUUCGUCGCCACUGCCACGGACAACCGACGUCGUGCUCACGGAUUACUACCAUAGUUCAGUGAAUAUGUCACGUGUUUCCUCUUUUCCUGGGCUAGUGCUUCGGUUGCAGCUGAGUCUGUCACGAACUGUAAUUCAUCCUGCAAAUUUGCAGACACUGCUUUUAGGCUAUGCAGGUCGUCGUAUUAUGUAUUCAGCAUGAUUGAAUCCGAGUUUUACGAAUGAGAAAUGUUAUACCACACUUUGUUUGGACA